AGAAUCCAUGAAUUUUUAAGCAAGCAAACAAGCAUUUGAUCCAAAAUAUGUUGCUCUCAGAGUCAGUGAACUCUAGUUUGGCAGAUCUGCAUGACUCCUGCAACUAGGAAUGCUGUGCUGAACAUGCAGAACUUUGAGUCCCCAGAAGAGCCCACCAGGAACGGGUUUGCUCAAAGAUAUGAUGGCACUUUGUGAGCCCUGAUGUCACAGCAGGAGGAGACAUUUGAGAGAGGGGUGUUUGAGCUUGAUUGACAACCCAGAAUGAACUUCAGGAGUUCUGCUAUGCCAGGGUUGAGAGAGGCAUUCUCAGGAGUGUAGUGGUGUUUUGGUGUCACCUGGGGUCUCUCAUUUGCUCAGCAGGCUGUGUUUGUACAAAUACACAGCAAACUGGGCUGCUAAGUCUGAUUCUGCUUCUUCUGUGGCCGGUGGCUUUUAAAACAAACCAGACGUUUUUAGUGAAGGAGCCAUAAGACAGAGAAGCCUGGAAAGAUUAAAGCUGCAAGAACAGGAGCACAUUUGAAAAAGGGGGAAAAAAAGAGAGGGGGUUGAAAGAAAAAGACGUGGUGAUGGAAAGAAGUUCAAGAGAGAAAAAGGAAAGCUAAGCGCGAGAGGAGAGAAGAGAGGCAGAUAGAUGGAGAUGAGGAACAUCCCCCAAAGCAGCAGAAGGCACCGGCUGAAGAACAGCACUGGCCAGAGAAUAUGCCUGAAUGGGAAGAAAGGAAAUCCCUGCUAGCUCAGAGAAGAGUGGAGUCUGUCAGACUGCUUACAGUGCUGUUAAAGCGUGUGAAAUUGGCAAGUCAAAAAGUGGAUCCCUCACUGGGUGUAAAGAAGGACAAUUCAUUUUCUGAAACAGCAUUUAAAGACAUUCAGCAGGAGCUGAUUAACUCCCUUUAUCGUACGCACAAAGAGCUGAAGCGUAAGGAGUUGAAGUGCCCGUUAACCCACAAAGGUAGUGCUUUAUGCUGUGAGGAAGGAGAUGUGAGGAACUUCCAUGCACCUGCUUGUCACAUAGUCAGGACAAUUUCAAAUGAUCCCCCUGCAGCCCCCAGCUCUGACGGCGAGCCUGGCAGAGAUGUGAGCAGCUCCUCCCGCCGAGGCCGCGCGCCUUUGCUGAUCACGGUCACCCAGGACGGCAGGGUCAUCGAGCCUCUCCCUGGAAGGCACCGCCCUGCACGGGAUGCAGUUCACACGCAGACAGUGUCUGAGGAAGAUGACUGCAGAAAGCAAAAGGUUUAUGAGACUGAUGAAUUCAUCCAUUAUUUGCUGAACUACUAUCAGACACCACACUAUGCACGUGUUUGCUUAGAGCCAAAAACCACUGUGAACAAGUCCCGGUGGAAGCGAGUGGUGUCUGAUGAUGGUAGUGGGUUUGACACCAGCUUGAGUAGCCAACAUGGUCAGCACUUCAGAGAAUUGAGUCCUGUACAGAACCUCCACAAGAGAAAUUGUAGUAGUGAUAGUAAUUAUAGGCUGGUGAUCACUCUUGGGGAACUUGAGUCAACAGACAAAGUGUUAGAAAGCAAGGUCCAUGGGGGCAAGCUUGUAAAAAAGCUGCAGGUGCAGAGGAAUGACUCACUCACUGUUGAUAAUGUACCACAUGCUGGACUGAAUCAUUCUUUGGAGUGCACUACUGUUACUCAUAAUGAGGAAUUCAAACAAGAACAUGGUAGAGAUGAAGGCACUGUACCAUAUGGAACAUGUAGAUCUGCUUGCAGAUUAAAGGAUUUGUUGGAAGAGAUCAGUGAUUCUGAGUACUUUAGAGAGGCAUGUGGCGGCUCAGUGAAGAGAGCAGAAAGAAGGUAUGAAGAAAUUUACAGCAGUUGUAAUAAAGGGUGCUUGUCUGCAAGAGCUGGGGAAAGAGAAUUACUGGUUUACCCUAAAAAUGUAGCUCUGGAAGGCCAAGAGAAGGAAAUCAGCCAAUAUAACUCCUGUUCUAAUUCUGUCCAUGAGGGCUUGGCAAGGCAGUGUGAACGUAAACUUAAAAAGUCAUGCAAGAGGUCUAGUAGUAAAUUAAGAUAUGAAGGAAAGAAAAGUGAGAGACAAUCCAGGGAAAAGGAGAAAAAUGCUCAUAAAAUGAAGAAAAAGCGAAAAAAGCUUUCUUCUAAUCUUUUAUCUGAUGAAUGUGGCUUUUCAGAGACGGACAGUUGCAUGCAGCUGGAGUCGCUCAGAAAGAUACAGAGAAAAUGUAAGAAAAUGUUGCACAAAAAAGUGAAAUUCAAGACACAUCACACCUCUGUGGCAGCACCAGAUGUUACCCCUGAUGGUGGCUCACCCCUUCAGGAGACUCCCCAGAGGAGAGGAGAUGAGAGGAAAUUAAUGUUGAGAAGAGAGAUGGAUGCAGAUGUCAGAGGAUGCCCUCUAUUUCCUCUUGAGAUAAUUCAGACAAACCCCUUCUCAGAUAAUUUCUGUGGAGGAGAGCCCAGAAGAGGAUGCUGAACAGCUACUGUAUUAUAGCUCUGAAGUUUUUAUAAACAAGUGGGAGAACAAAGCCCUUUGAUCAUUAAAAGGUGUAUGAACUACUGGGUUGGUUUUUGAUUUUUUUUUUUCUUACAUAAUUCCUUUGGUUAGAAUAUCAAACUGGUGAAGUGAGCCACAGAAGCAGAAUUUGUGUUUGCCUUUUGGAUAACUUUUGGACCAAAACUUUCCCCAGAGCCAGGACAAACUUUCAUGGACUAGUGGCUAAAGAACUUGAAGGGACACAGACUGAGAUCUUGGAGCAUUACACUUUGAUUGAAUGCAGAGAAUCAUGUAAAUUACAGUAUUUACUAAUAAUGAGUCAUUGGGAAAAAAACCUAAUUGUCAAUCCUGGAACAAGCAUAUGAAUUGUCUCCUCUGUCAGAUUGGUGGGACUGGAAGGUGUGGGGGAUAUUUAUACUCAAUUUUGAGAAGUAAUAGAUUUCCAAAUGUGAAGGAAGUCCCAUCUUCUGUAAAACCCACACUAGAAGAACCUUUGUUUACUAUUCACUACUCUAGAGGUGUUUCUGAAAACUUGCUGGCUUUUGGGAGGAUUUCACUGAACUUAUGCUCAGUGUAGUGCUUCCAGGAGUCUGAAUGGUUGUCUAAGCAAAGCUCUGGGUGUUAGAUAAUGAGAGGGCAGUGCUUGUCAGCCUGCUGACAGUCCCCAUGUAAAUGCAGGCUUACAAUUCACAAGAAUUUGAAGGCACAUGUAGUGAGGUAGCUGUUUAGUAUGAGUUUGCCUACAAAUGCUUUCCAGAGGAAUUGUGAAAUGUUGUCAGAGUUGUGCUGCAUGUAGAUAAAAAUGGGAAAAUGCAGUCUAGGAGCUUGAUUUAUAUCCAUAUUUAUUCAUCUGACUACAUCUAGAAGACAGCCACAAUUGCUUUUGGACAAAGUCCCUUAGCAAGGCACUGAGUUUGAAGUUCAAUACACUGAUUAUUACAGCUUUCAUUUUAUUAUGCUUUAUUUAUUACAUGUCAGUAGACGAAGUUAAUGUGAAAAUGUUGCCUUCAUUACAUAAGAUCUUACCCAUGUUUGUAACUUCUGCUCUAAUAAAUAGUAAUAAAAAAAAUAAUUGUAAUUGUUUGUGGUAGAUAGGUUUUCCCCCCCAUCUUCAAUACUGGUGAUUCCUACAGGCUUCUAAGCCAGGUUUUAUCAGUCUUUCUGUUCAUAUGUUCAGAUGUUGAGUGCCUUUUCAGGGUCAUGAAUGAUAAAUGGUUGCUACUCAAAGUACUGUUAAUCUAUUACUUUUAUCUAAAAAAAUGUUAUUUUCUUGACAGAAAUAUUCUCUGACUAUUUUGGAGAACCUUUAUGCCCUCUUAAGUCUCCCCUUUAGUAUUUUAUACAGUUAUCCUGAAGAGGGACUAUUGUAUUUGUUGACUGUGUAAAAUGUUUUCAGUUGCACUGAUGGGACAUACCAAGGGUGUUUUUUUCUCUAUGCAAUAUUUGCAGAUUAAAGAUAACAAAACUUCCCCCUGUAAAUCUAUACACAGUUUUGUGUCCAUGAGUACCCAUUUCCCAUGAGACAGGCCUUUUGGUGACAGGUGAGGAAAUAUUUCUUUUUGUUAAUCUGGGGCAGAAGGAACUAAAGAUUUCCUUCAGUGUAAACUUCCAGUGUUUUAUCAACAUGCUGUCACAGUAACCAAUAACAAAUAAAUACUCCAUUUCUGUAAUUGCUUCAGGUUUUCACCUGUAUUGACUGAAAUUGAUAGAGGAUUUGCUUUGUCUCCCAAGUCCUCAUUCCUUGUAAAGCACUGUUAGUUAAUAAAAUAUGCAUGCACUUUAAAA
Molecule: messenger RNA, 4242 nt
Organism: Passer montanus (Eurasian tree sparrow)
Lineage: Eukaryota; Metazoa; Chordata; Aves; Passeriformes; Passeridae
Product: A-kinase anchor protein 17B
Exons: 4
Coding region: 700-2436 (578 amino acids)
Source: RefSeq, a predicted model, not a curated record